This is a messenger RNA of Esox lucius (northern pike), 1422 nucleotides long. It is a transcript of the gene yjefn3, whose product is annotated as YjeF N-terminal domain containing 3. Gene Ontology annotation, molecular function: NAD(P)HX epimerase activity. The transcript is spliced from 6 exons. Bases 218 to 955 code for a protein of 245 amino acids. Gene Ontology annotation, cellular component: mitochondrion. The record is from RefSeq and is a predicted model, not a curated record. Lineage: Eukaryota; Metazoa; Chordata; Actinopteri; Esociformes; Esocidae.
CCUCCUUGCCUCUUAAUUGGCUGCCUCCCAGAGAAGGGCUGCAGAUACCAGCAGCCAGCCAGCCGGUUCCAUCAGAGAGAGAACUGGAGUUGGAGAGAAAGAGGCAAGGUUCUGUGUGGGAGACAGCAGGCAGCAAGAGAACAAGAGUGUAUUCUGUAAAGCGGUAUUAGCUCAUUUGCCCCUUUUCUUCAGUGUUGAAACCUUCUAGGCUGAUAAGAUGAACCACAGCUCAACUGAACCGACGGAGACCAUCGAGCCACUGCGCUAUCUCAGUAAAGUGGAGGUGGCAGCCAUUGAGACAGAGCUGCUGAGGGACUACAGGUUUGGCCAGCAGCAGCUUAUAGAGAUCUGGGGACAUGCGUGCGCCAUCGCCAUCACCAAGGCCUUCCCCCUGACGUCCUUGGGUAAGAAGCAGCCGACGGUGCUGGUUGUCUGUGGUCCAGACCAGAACGGCUCUAUCGGCCUGGUGUGUGCCCGCCACCUGCGCAUAUUUGAGUACGAGCCCACAAUUUACUAUCCCAAACGUACCCCUCACACCAUUCACCAGGACUUCACGGUUCAGUGCGAGAAGAUGGACAUCCCGUUCCUGUCCUAUCUCCCGACAGAGGUGCAGUUGAUUAACGACGCCUACAACUUGGUGAUCGACGCCAUCCUCGGACCAGAGACUGACCACACAGACGUCAAGGAGCCUUACGCCGGCAUCCUGGUCACCCUGAAGCAGGUGAAGAUUCCCAUUGCCAGCGUGGACAUGCCCUCAGGUUGGGAUGUGGACCAGGCGACCUCCGAUGGAAUCAAUCCAGAGGUCCUCAUCUCGCUGAUGGCACCAAAGAGAUGCGCCACCAGUUUCACGGGGAAGCACUACUUGGCGGGGCGCUUCUUGCCUUAUGACAUCCAGAAGAAAUACGAUCUGAACCUGCCAGAAUACCCAGGGACAGACUGUCUUAUAGAACUGUAACAUCUACUUUAUACUCCCCCUCCCCCCCACCACGUCCUAAUUUUAGAUCUAGGGAUCACAUAGUCACGUUUUGUAUUUUAUAGAUUGUUACUGUGCUUUAUUGUUUAUAGGGUAUCUCUCCAAUGGCUAUAUACUGGAGCAGGUUCCGCCUUAGCCAGAAUUCACUCUGUCUGCUCUAAUACUAUAGAAAUAUGAUAUGUAGAAUGUGCUGUGGGUCUGAGAUGUCUGUUUUGGAAAUGGUUUGAGGAGUUUCCAUGUGUUCCAGCUUUCACCUUUUUUGAUUUCUUGUUUGCCAAGUACAGAGAUGUCCUUCCUCCGUCACCAGAAACUACAAUUUGUUUAGGAUCUUUAUCACAUUGUUCUUAUUGAAUAAUUCAUUAUUUUCAACUGUUGGUCCUUGUAAUACUUAUUGAUUGUAUACUGCAGUGUAAAGUUAACUCUGUCCAAUAAAAUGCCAUUUAACAAUU